AACAUCUCAACACCUGUUUUGUUGCCAGAAAAAAGGGGAAAACCUAUUCUCAUACUCGGAUAAUUGAUGAUCAACUGGAAAUGUAAUGACAUCGCAUGUGCAGGGAUUGAUUAUUAGCAUUUCAUCCAUAUAUGUAUGCCAUCUACCUUUGGGCUCACACCCAGACCCAGGGCCUGAGCCCAGAAUCUCAGCGGUGCUCCACAAGUGAUUUUGACAUAGCCAUUAUGAAACACCUCCAUGUGAGAGAGACCCAGACCCUGGGGCUUGAGCUCAAGAUCUCAUUGUGAACCCUCAGAGAGGAAGAGACACUCGGAGCAAGGGCUGUGACACAGAAUCUCAGCGGCGCUGGCUCAGCAUCUCCGACUCAGUUCUACGCUGCCGCUUUUCUGUGCCUCUCACAACCUCGCACCUUCACACGCCUGUGGUCCAAUGCUUUGGAGGGGGAUGGCGAGCGACAAACAGUUCUGUCGGGAAGAGAGCUCGGGGGGCGGAGGUCCCAAGUUCCACCCCCGAGUUCCACCCCCGAGUUCCACCCCCAAGUUCCCGAGUUGGGGGCGCCGGGGCAGGAUGCGUCGUGGCUGCUCCCCACCCCACCCAGCCAGGCCGCCCAUCGCCGGAGAGAGCGAGUGGCGGCGAGUCGGUGCGCAGUGGCUUCAUGUUCACAAUGGCCCGCGGGCCACGGGGUGGAUGAGUUCUAGGAGGUGGCGGCGGUGGGCGCCGAAUCUCCACUCGCGCGACUGAAGUUUGAGUUGGGACGUGUAGAGGCAGCAUGGGAUUGCGGCUCGAACAUGGCGUGCAUCAUGUUGCCGAUCGACACGGCUCAGGCCCUUCUCUUCUGGUGUCUAGCAGCAGCGUGCAUGACCUCGUCGCACGCCGCAGGAGGGCGCCAUCUGACGCUGACGACGUCGCCGCCGGCCUCACGCGCGUCCCCCCUCGACGCCGCGCCGUCUCCCGGCCCGUCCGUUACGACGCCGGGCGCCCCAUCCGGUUGGACAUCUAACGACGUCCCAUCCGGUGCGCCAGCUGGCUUUCCACCCGGUUGGAUAACGGACGGAAUAUCCGGUAGGCCGCCGGACGCUCCAGCUGGCGAGAUACCCGGUGUCACGCUCGGCUGCACUUCCAGUACCCCGUCCGUUAGAAUCUUAGACGGCUCAUCUGGUGGACCGUCGAAUACGCCGUCUGACGGAACGUCCGAUGGUAAGACUGGCGGACUAUUGGGGAGCGUAUCGAGCGAGACACCGGAUGUCCCGUCCGGCGUGACGUCUCGUUUUCCGUUGGGUACGUCUGUUAUGCCGGGAAGUGCUGCAUUUGGUGGAACAUCUGGUGGAAUGCAAGAUGCAACCAGUAGAACUUCUGGUUUGCCAUCUGGUGGAAUAUUGCAUUUAUCUCGUGGAACACCACACGUCUCAUCUGGGACUCCGAGCACGAUAUCUGGCAGACCGACGGAUAUACCGCCUCCUAGAACGUCCGGUUAUCCACCUGCUGGAACAUCGCCCAUCAUAUCUGGCAGAUCAACAGACACCUCGCCCAGUAUGACAUCUGGCGGGACAUCUGCCGGGACUUCCGCUCGACCCCCGGAUAUUAAGCAGCCGGCAAGCGGAACGCAGGAGGCCCUUUCUACAAGUGCACGUGACGGCUUGCUCACCGGCACGCUGUCACCGCUCGGCAGAGCAUCACCGGCAACACCGACGGCCGGAGCGGCAACCAGCCCUACGUUCUCGUCCUCCUUGGCCGCUCGCACCUACGGCCCAGCUGCCGCAUGGGAACCCGCCGACCGUCCGGUGUCGCCACCGUCGCCGCCGCCGCCGUCGUCGCCGCCGCCGCCGUCGCCGUCGCCGCCGCCGCCGCGGUCUACGAUUUCCUUGUGGGCGCCGUCGCAUUUUGCCGACGACGGAGGCGGCGGCACCCUCGUCGUGACCGUCGUCUCGUCCGACGGCCCCCUCCCGCCGGGGCUGCGCGUGGAUCUGGCGUUCGGCUCCGGCGCCGUCGUGGCGUCCGAGCCGUUGCCGCCGCCGCCGCCGCACCGGCGGCGCUCGGCGAACGUGAGCUUCGCGUGCCCGCCCUUCCCCCGGUCGGGCCGCGCGCGCGCGCUGCUGCUCGCCCGCGGCGACGGCGUCCUGGCCGCCAGCGGCGUCGUCGAGGUGAACCGAACCCGGCGCGGCCACGCGCUGGGCCUCAGCCGGCGCCCCCCGCGCGACGGCGGCGCUCGCCGGCACCGCCCGCGGUGGUGCGAAGGGACGGUCGUGGCGGCGCUUGAGCCCGAGCCGUGUCGGCCGCCGGCACGCGGGAGGGUGACGGCGUUUGCAAGGACGUUGCCCUUUGGGCGACGAGGUGGCGCGAGCGAUGACGAUGAUGAUGAGAACGGGGUGGCUGAGGAGGUGUUGUUGGCAGAGCAGGAGAUGAGAGGGGGCAGCUGGGAGGCCGAGUUUGACUGCUCGCUGUUCGCCGCCGAGGCUGCGUCCACCUUCUACUGCUUCCGGGCAAUCGCGUCGGAGGUGGGAGACGAUGGAGGAAGAGGGGAAGGAGGAGGUGGAGGAGAUGGAGGAGGAGAUGGAGGAGGAGAUGUGAGGGCCACCAAGUGUGUGCAGGCCUCAUUGCAUCUCCCGGCAAAUGGCACGCCCGCCGCCGCCGCCGGUCCCCUCGAGGGGGGGCUCUGGGGUCCCUGGUCGCCGUGGUCUCCCUGCUCGGCCUCGUGCGGGGAGGGCACGCGAGAGCGCCGCCGGACGUGCGCCGCCACGGCCGUCGUCGUCGCCGCGGCGGCGGCGACCGCGGCGCAGGGGGCGACGGAAGGGGCGGCCGCCCUGGCAGGGUCGCGGGGAGCUGCGGCGACCUGCGGAGGAGAGCCGGAUGCGCCGUGGUCGGAGCGCGAGAGCUCCCCGUGCUCGCUGCUGGAGUGCCGCGAUCGCGGCGGCGGCGGCGGAGUCGGUGAUGAGAACGAAGGGAGGAGGAUGAGCCCCGCAGUGAACGAUCGCGCCGCGUCUCGUGACACUCCGUCACCGCCGCCGGCACCGCCAGCGGCACCGCCGUCGACGCCACACGGCGUGGUGGAGAGCGCCGUGGCGGUGUUUGGGAUGUGCGUGUGUGCGUGCGUCGUCGUCUCGACCCUCCUCGCCGCCGCCCGCGCGUGCGUGGCUCGCUUCAAGCCGGGCGGCGGCGGCUGCGGCGGCUGCGGCAGCGGCGGCGGCGGCGGUGGCUGCGGCGCUGAAGCAGGAGGGGUGGCCCUGAGUGUCGCAGGGGUCUGCAGGGGCGUCGCCCCGGGUCGAUCCUCCCAACUGCUGCCGUCCGGGGAGGAGAUGGAGCUGGACGCGCUCCGUGAAUCCGAGUCGACCGUCGCCGCUCGCUCCUCCGGCCGGACGGUGCCGGCGUCGUCGCUCGUCGUAACCGAGGCGCCUGGCAGACGCGCUGCGGACCUACCCAACGGCUCGUCCUGGCUCCUUGCCAAAAACGACUCGGCCUCCGCGUCCGGCGUCCUCCCGGCGCCGCCUCCCCUGUCCCCGGCGUCACCGCCCCCGCGGCCAAUCUCGGCGAUCUCGCCGCCGCCGCCGCCGCCGUUCAGCUUCUCGCUCGCGCACCGCCAGCUGCGGCGCAUGCGGCGCGACGGGCAGACGGAGGGCGUGCGCACGUACCGGCUCGUGCCUCGCCAGCCGCCGCCGCCGCCGGGCCCCGAUGGCGCCCCGUGCCUCGCGUCGGAUGAAGACUCUGAAAACGGCGCCGCCGGAGCCGCCGGGUUCGCCGCCGCCGGGUUCACUCUGCCGUCGCCGGCCAAGGACCGCGGCGCCGGCCACCGCAAGCUGAGCCUCCCGGUGCUGGCCGACGCGCGCUGGGCGCUGGCGGCGCCGCCGACGACGACGAUGUGGCGGCACGAGUGGCGGGCUGUCCCGAUGGCUCGGUGGUUGGCGGUCGGCGGGCAGGCCGGCGAUUGGGCGGUGCCGCUGCAGCUGUUCCCGCCGCCGCCGCCACCGGCGGCCGCCGCCCCCGCUGGGUCGGCGCCGCUCUGCGGAGAGUGCCGGCGACCGCUGUACUUUGCCGGCGACGGCGACGACGACGAGCGGGUUUUGGCGCCGGCGAUCUACCCGACGUUCCGAGGCGAUUCGAGACACUCGCUGGGCGCGGUCGACGGCGCCGCACUUCACCAGCAGCAGUUUCGGCCGAGGAAAGGCAGUUGCGGCGUCCUAAGAGGCGCCGCCAGGAGGCUGCCGCCGCUCCCGCGGGCGCCGGCGAGGCCUGGCGGCGCCGGCUCGGAAUCCUCCGCGGCGGCCACGAGCGCCGGAUCGGAGGGAUCGGUGGCAGAGCGGUCGCCGCUUCACCGGAUCCAGCAGAGGCUGGAGGGGCCCAGCUUCUCUCACAGCGAGGUGUGAGUGCGGGGAGUGUGGCGAGUGGCCGGCUCCGGCGGGGCCAUUGUGACUCACCCUGAGACAGAAACAGAGGGGCCCAGCGCCAGGAAUAGAACCUCGCCCUCAGCGGCGGUGACCUCUCCGUGGCUUUAACUCGGCCAUUGUGAACCCCUUCGGAGAGAGGGAGAGAGACGUGACCAGGCUGGGGGAUUGGCAGCAGUGCCGUGUCAGAGUCUCUCCAAGCCUGCCCUUCAUGAACCCGAUGAGAAAAAUAGGGAAGAGACUGAACCUAGGAUCUCAAUGACAUGGCCAUUAUGAACCUCCUGAGAGAAACGGAGAGAGACACCCAGACCCAGGAAAUGGACCUAGGGUCUUGGUGGUGCCGGCUCAUUGCUUCUGACUCGGCCAUUGUGAAGCCCGAGGUGAUAAAGAUUUAACCAGUGGUCACUGCGGCGAGAGAGCUUGGCUCGCGGACGGUCGCGAGUUAAAAUCGAGAUAACUUUCAAUAUCAUCAUCAGCGAUUUCAUUAUAAUCUUUAAUAGCAAGAUCAUAAUCAUCUGUGUCGUUUACAUCAUCAUCAGCAGCAUUAUCAUCAUCAUCGACAGUUUUAUCACCGUCCUUCUUGGCUAGAUCAAGUGACCACUUUGCGUCAAUUCAACAGUGGUUGUCCUGUGGAUGUUAUGUCCCCCACCAUGGGAAUGCGGAAUGUCCACCGCCGGCCAGGGGCGCCCACCAGUAGAGACGAUCGCCACCCCACGCUUGUUUUUACCAGGGAGACAUUUCCUCUCGUGAC
Molecule: messenger RNA, 5127 nt
Organism: Petromyzon marinus (sea lamprey)
Lineage: Eukaryota; Metazoa; Chordata; Hyperoartia; Petromyzontiformes; Petromyzontidae
Biological process (GO): actin filament polymerization
Cellular component (GO): actin filament
Source: RefSeq, a predicted model, not a curated record